Messenger RNA from Erpetoichthys calabaricus (reedfish), 698 nucleotides. RefSeq names its product phospholipid scramblase 1-like. Gene Ontology annotation, biological process: plasma membrane phospholipid scrambling. The transcript has 5 exons. The record is from RefSeq and is a predicted model, not a curated record. Gene Ontology annotation, cellular component: plasma membrane. Bases 1 to 663 code for a protein of 220 amino acids. NCBI's taxonomy places the organism in Eukaryota, Metazoa, Chordata, Cladistia, Polypteriformes, Polypteridae. Gene Ontology annotation, molecular function: phospholipid scramblase activity.
AUGGCGGCUGCCAUCCAGCAUCCUGAGGGAGGAACUGUUCUGGCCACGGUUGAUCCCCCGGUCCUCUCAGUGAAGAGGCUAUUUUUAAACAUAGAGUCCAACAACAGGUAUUUGAUUAAAAACAACCUCGGCCAGAAAAUAUAUUAUGCAGCUGAAGACAGCAAAUGCUGCAGCCUGCUCUUCUGUGGAUCUCAUCGUUGUUUUGUUAUACACAUUACGGACAACUUUGGUCAAAUAAUAAUGGACAUUUUAAGGCCUUUACGAUGUUCAAAGUGUUGCUUCCCUUGUUGUCUUCAAGAGCUGGAAGUACAAGCUCCACCAGGCACUCCAGUGGGAUACGUCGUUCAAAACUGGCACCCAUACUUGCCUAAAUUCACAAUUCAGAAUGAAAGGCGAGAACCUGUAUUGAAAAUGGCAGGUCCAUGUGUUUUAUUUUGUUUUUCCGAUAUUGAUUUUAAGGUGACAUCUCUUGAUGAAACUAUGCUUGUUGGAAAAAUCAAAAAGCAGUGGGGUGGAUUUAUAAAAGAAGCUUUCACUGAUGUGGACAAUUAUGAAAUACAGUUUCCAAAAGACCUGGAUGUGAAAAUAAAAGCUGUAUUGAUUGGUGCUUGUUUCUUAAUUGAUUUUAUGUUCUUUGAAGAAAGACCUAGCCCAGAAAGAUAGUGAACAAAUAAAGUGCCAUCGUUUCAAAAGUCAUG